AUGUUUGUCAAUAGACGGUCAUCGACGACUUUGCCCAAUGCACGUGACAGAAGAUCAAAGCAACUGAAGACUUUCAUCGACCGAUCUACCGUCGGUCGGUCGGUCGGUCGGUUCGUCCGUCAGUCAACGCAGACGACAUGCGCUGAUUGGCCAGGCACUCAGCUGGACACCGGCUUGCGUCAUCCGCCGUACACGCCAGAUACAGAUGACAAGCAGAACUACGACGGCGCUGACUUCAACCGACGGCGAUGGCGGCCGUUACGAGGACUUUUUAUAUACGUGGAACGAGGCGAAUGCGUCGUCGUCAUCGUCAUCGUCGUCGGUGGCCGUGGCGGCGGCCAUCCAUUCCGCAUUUACUGUCGUCGCAACUUUUUCUGCACAUCAGCAAAGGCAGCCAGACGACAACGACUGGCGGCGGCGCGACAGGCACGCAUCGCUGAGAAUGUACUUUGCUGUCGUCAUCGCCGACACGAUCAGACAACGACGAACAAUCAUCAUGGAAUUUCUCCUCAUCUGUGCAGUGCCAUCGCCUCCCUGUUCACACUGCUUAUCGAGUCGCGAAAGGCACAAUGA
Messenger RNA from Soboliphyme baturini, 573 nucleotides. Lineage: Eukaryota; Metazoa; Nematoda; Enoplea; Dioctophymatida; Soboliphymatidae. The record is from the annotation of a GenBank genome assembly.